GGCUGCUGGUGACGGCACAAUGGGGAAACACAGCUGUCGGAGCUCAGAAGCUGCCCCACGUUCUUGUGUCGUGCGCCAGGGGAUGGAGACUCGAUGGGACACGAGGACCCCUUUGCGCCCGCGGUGGGAUGAGGGGAGGAGGUCUUGUUGGCAUGGUGUGCCGAUCGAGCAGCUGUUGCAAUACCAAGGGGCAAGAAUUCAAAAAGCUAAAGGCGUCGUUGUUUCUCAACCGUGACGUCUUUUUGGGAGCUCGGGAGAACUCCAUGACAAGUGCCGAGACGAGACGUGCUCAACAAGGAAGCGUGGGGGCAUCUCUCUGUGAUAAACUUGCUACUCAUUGAAGCAACCUUAACCACAAUCCUGCCGGCAGCAACGUUCGAAACGUAUCUAUACUUGUGGAGAGACCUCGAACCGCAACAAAAGAUUUGACCAUCGAUUGGGUUUCUAAAUCGAGAUGGACUCAGGCCCACUGUACCUGGGGCUCGACCUCUCGACCCAGCAGCUUAAAGCCAUCAUCGUCUCCUCAGACCUCCGGGUCGUGUCCGAGGCCAAGGUCGACUUCGACGCCGACUUUGGCGACAAGUAUGGCGUGAAAAAGGGCGUGCUGGUCAACGGCGCCGAGAACGAGGUGUUCGCGCCCGUGGCCAUGUGGCUCGAGUCGCUCGACCUCGUGCUCGGCCGCCUGCGCGACAAGGAGGCCCCCCUAGGCCGCGUCCGCGGCGUCAGCGGCGCCUGCCAGCAGCACGGCUCCGUCUUCUGGGGCGCCGCCGCCGAGGCCCGGCUGGCGGCCCUCGAGCCCGGCCGGCCCCUGGUCGAGCAGCUGGCCGACGCGCUCGCGCACCCGUUUGCGCCAAACUGGCAGGACGGCAGCACGCAGAGCCAGUGCGACGAGUUUGACGCCGCCCUGGGCGGGAACGGGCGCCUGGCCGACGUGACGGGGAGCGCUGCUCACCACCGAUUCACUGGCCCUCAGAUUAUGCGCAUGCGGCAAAAGAGACCCGAGGUUUACGACAAGACGGCGCGCAUCUCGCUCGUCUCGUCCUUCCUCGCCUCGCUGUUCCUCGGCAAGAUCGCGCCCAUGGACAUCAGCGACGCCUGCGGUAUGAACCUGUGGGACAUGGCCGGCGGCGACUGGAGCGCCCCCUUGCUGGACCUCGCCGCGGGCGGUGCCGGCGCCGCCUCGGACGCCCUGCGCGCCCGGCUCGGCGAGGUGCGGCGCGACGGCGGCGGCAGCAUGGGCGCGGUGCACCCCUACUUUGCGGGCCGGUACGGGCUGGGCGCCGACUGCCAGGUGGUGCCCUUCACGGGCGACAACCCGGCCACCAUCCUGGCGCUGCCGCUGCGGCCCGGCGACGCCAUCGUCAGCCUGGGCACGUCCACCACCUUCCUCAUGGUCACGCCGCGCUACGUGCCGCACCCGCACUACCACUUCUUCAACCACCCCUGCACCCCGGGCCAGUACAUGUUCAUGCUGUGCUACAAGAACGGCGGCCUGGCGCGCGAGAGGGUCCGCGACGCCCUGCCCGCGGCGGCGGCCACCGCCGACAAGGCUAGCCCUUGGGUGGCCUUUAACAAAGCCGUCCUCGACACCCCACCCCUCGGCGUGCCCGAGGGCGACCAAACCAAAGAGGCCAGGCUGGGGCUGUACUUUUACCUCCCCGAGAUUGUCCCCAACGUGCGCGCGGGCACGUGGCGGUACGCCUGCAACCCCACCGACGGCAGCGCGCUGCGCGAGGUGUCGGCCUCGGCCGACCCCGGCGCGGCAUCGACAGACCCGUCGUGGUGGGGGCGCGCCGAGGACGCGCGCGCCAUCGUCGAGUCGCAGGCGCUGUCCCUGCGGCUCCGCUCCCGGUCCCUCGUGGACGCGCCGUCGUCCCCGCUCCCGCUGCCGGCGCAGCCGCGCCGCGUCUACCUGGUGGGCGGCGGGUCGGGCAACGCGGCCAUCGCGCGCGUCGUCGGCGACGUGCUGGGCGGCGCCGAGGGCGUCUACCGCCUCGACGUCGGCGGCAACGCCUGCGCCCUCGGCGGCGCCUACAAGGCCGUCUGGGCCCUCGAGCGCCGCGACGAGGCCGAGACGUUUGACGAGCUCAUUGGCGCCCGCUGGCGCGAGGACGAGGCCACGUCCAAAAUCGGGCAGGGCUACCGCGAGGGCGUGUUUGAGCGCUACGGCGCCGUGCUCGGCGCCUUUGAGAAGAUGGAGCGAGAGGUCCUGGCUGAGGAGGGCCGGUGAUGGACGGAGGGGGGAGGGGGCUUCGUGACAUGCGAAUAGAAAAAAAGGCAAAAUGGAAUGACAAUAAAAAAAAACGAAAUGAAUAGAAAGACACAGGCGUUGUCCUCUCGGCUUUCUUCAACUCUGAACCAUCCCAGAUCUGUCGAAAUACCUACCUACACCAACACAGCACUCUCAGCCCUCAGCAGAUUCAUCUGGCCUUUCUCAACUGCCGGCGGAGCAAACACAUCGGCACCCGGCCGCAAUGCCGCUAUCAUGCAGUCCGUUCGCGAUGCCUCCCCUUCCACCGAAACCAUUGGCCAUUUUCGGGAUGAGUUUGGUUAUCGGCAUGUUCAUCAAACCGAAGGAUCGGGGAUGAGAAUCUAUGCUAGCGCCAGAUUACCUAAUUUUCCGAAUCCUAGCCAGUCCCUUUCUUGGUUCUCAUGUGCACCAGCACCUUCCUGGGACUUGGCAAU
Messenger RNA from Gaeumannomyces tritici R3-111a-1, 2685 nucleotides. Its product is annotated as xylulose kinase. Gene Ontology annotation, molecular function: D-xylulokinase activity. The transcript is spliced from 3 exons. Gene Ontology annotation, biological process: xylulose metabolic process. Gene Ontology annotation, cellular component: cytosol. The coding region runs from base 455 to 2230 and encodes 591 amino acids. Lineage: Eukaryota; Fungi; Ascomycota; Sordariomycetes; Magnaporthales; Magnaporthaceae. The record is from RefSeq and is a predicted model, not a curated record.